CCUGGAGGAGCAAUCCCAUCAUCUUCAUCAGCAUGAGGAAGACCGCGGGGAGACACCUGCUGUGCCUGGUCCUGCUGGCAGCGCCGCUGUCCUGGGCGGAGGACACGAAGCGGGACGAGAGGAGGAGUGAGAACGGAACAGUUUUGAGCCAAACGAAGACCAGACGACUGUUUGCCAGGCAGAAGAUCUCUACGCCUCCACAGAGUCACGCCGCGAGGCAGAAGCCGAACGCCGUGGCCCCGGCGCGCCGCUGCAGCCGCCUGAUGGAGAGCUGCGCCUCUCACCUGCCGUGCUGCGACCCGUGCGCUUCCUGCCGCUGCCGCCUCUUCAACACCAUCUGCCACUGCUGGAGGAUGAACCCCGUGUGCCUGAAGCAGACCUAGAGGGCCCCCACACACACACACACACACACACACACACACACACACACACACACACACACACACACACACACACACACCGCCUAGAUUCUAAAUCUUGCUGAACAUAUUUUUUAGCUUGCCAUAAGUCAACAAGUGAAACUUUUCUUGCUUUGAAGACUCAGAGACUGAAAACACGUCUUUAUCCUGACAUGUUGCUGAAACCUGUGAGGUUAUCACAUAUUAUAUUAUAUUAUUAUAUUAUAUGAAAGCCUGUGUGAAGAAAAAGCAGAUGUUCGGUUCUGAAUACAUCACAUAUGUUGAACGAUGAUUGCUUCGGUCAAAUGAAGCUGGAAUGAGAAAGAUAAUUACUGAAUGAGUUCGAUCAUUUGCUGAGGGCAAGAAGAUGGACUGUAUUGUUGGGUUUUGUUUUUUUUUCUUUUGCUGUUGUUGUUGUUGUUGUUGUUGUUUGUUGUUAACACAGAGCUGCUAAUGAUUCACAUGCCAUGAUAUAACUGAAGAACUAAUCUGCUGGUGAGGGACAUUAAAUUUCCGGAACGACGGCAUUUCCCUCAGUUUUCCUCAGUAUGAAGUGAAAUAAUCCGCUGAGCAGUCAUGUAGACAGAGAUAUGAGGAUGUCGUCUCCGUCUGCCUCUGCAGUCGUCACUUUACGCCAGGAAAUAUUUCUUGCACAGACCAAAAACUGGAGAAACACAUUUGGUAGCCGUGAGUUUUUGUAGUGAGCGUCGCAGUGGUGGAUCUCCAUGCUUCAUUAACACAGCAGCCUGUCGGCAGAGCGAUCAGGUUCAAAUAGCUGGAUCUGUUCAAAAACACGAGUGAAAUGAUGACAGACUGAGGCGGGCUCUCUGGAAGGACAGGAGACGUUAGUAUCGCUCAGGAAUGAUGGUAUGCGGACGGGAGUUCUGCUUUCUUUGGUCUGAUGAUAUAGAAAUAACACAGACUGAGAAAUGAGGAAGCAGCCAAGAAAAGCCAGCUGGUAGCUUGUUGACGGAGCGAGAGAUGGAGGACGUUUACCUUUUCACGUGUGCAGACGAUCACAUGGGCCUCCUGUAUUCCGCACCCUGCUGCUGAUCGUGUAAAUCUCAGCCUUGUUCCUUUUAUCUGCUUAUUUUAACCCCCUCAACUACGUUUUAAAUGACCGAUAAUUAUUCUGUGGAUUUAUUACUUGGAGUUAGUUUACAUUUUUUUUUUCUAUUGUACUAAAAAUAUGUUGAAAGCCUUAAUUAACGUCAGCUUUUUUUCACUGAAUUGUAGAACGACAAUUUAAUAAUCACUUUAUUCAUUACAUUUAGGAAUGAAAUGAAAAAUGAGGAGUUUUGAGAAGGUUUGCCGGCAGCUUUCCUCUGGAUUCAACAGAGGAUUUUUUUUUUCCCCAGUACAGUUAUGUAAAAACCAGAACGAUGAUAAGUGUCAGGCUUGUAUGAGAUAUAUUA
Salarias fasciatus (jewelled blenny) is the source of this 1813-nucleotide messenger RNA. RefSeq names its product agouti signaling protein, nonagouti homolog (mouse) 2b (gene asip2b). The transcript is spliced from 4 exons. The record is from RefSeq and is a predicted model, not a curated record. Gene Ontology annotation, biological process: adult feeding behavior; hormone-mediated signaling pathway; neuropeptide signaling pathway. Gene Ontology annotation, cellular component: extracellular region. Gene Ontology annotation, molecular function: neuropeptide hormone activity; type 1 melanocortin receptor binding. Lineage: Eukaryota; Metazoa; Chordata; Actinopteri; Blenniiformes; Blenniidae. The coding region runs from base 33 to 383 and encodes 116 amino acids.